Messenger RNA from Nilaparvata lugens (brown planthopper), 1433 nucleotides. RefSeq lists its product as uncharacterized. Lineage: Eukaryota; Metazoa; Arthropoda; Insecta; Hemiptera; Delphacidae. The coding region runs from base 116 to 847 and encodes 243 amino acids. The transcript is spliced from 7 exons. The record is from RefSeq and is a predicted model, not a curated record.
AUCACAGUGCGGCCAUUGUCUGCCGGAGCUCCAGAAAUUCAAACGAAGAAAUCCAAUUUGAAGAUUCAGGAUUUUGAAGAAGUUUUUUUAAAUUUUUGAUCACAUAUUCAAAAUUAUGGAAAAUAAGACUUUGAACCAAUGCGCUUCAGUAGCAAAGUAUAUUGGAGAAAUAAUCAAAUUUUCAUGUAAUGACGAAUUCCGUGAAAAAUGUAAGAAGAUUUGCAAGGUCUCAUCCACAUCUGAGUGUCAGAAAGUUUUAGAGAAAAAGUUAUUUGAAAUUACUACAGACUAUGAGAACUCGAAAUUGAAAGGCAGGAAAAGGAAGACGUCUUCAAACGAUAGUCAAACCACAAUAGCAAAAGCAUUUGAAAAACAGAGAAUGCUGGAAGCUGCUGGCAUCAUGAGAAAAAACAUUGUUUCAAAAGAAAAUUCAGUUCCAAUGCUGGAGUCCAUCCCAAGAAUGGUGCUCAAGCAACAGCCCAUUACAGAUUUGUUCAAACAACAAAGAAGAAUCCCAAAUUUCAAUUCGAUAGCGUUGAAACCAAGCAUGUCAUUAGGCCUACUCAAUGAUAAUGAUUGGAGUCUUGGAAAUGAGUCACAAAAGCUUCCUAUCCAACAAAUCAGUUUUCAGUCAACAAAAAUCACCUCCAAACCCAAUAAAUCGAAAUACAAUAUUCUGGAGCAAUCUAUUUUGGAUCCCAAAAAUUUUCAAUGGAAUGAGAAUAAAAGUCAAGGUGUACCGAUAACACCUCCUUCCAUCAUGCCGGCCAAAUUAGCAGCCACAGCACUUAAGGAUAAUGAUGCGUUAUCUAUCAUGUCUGAUCCAAGAAUAUUCAUGUGGAAUUGAGGUGGUAGAACCAUCAUGUUGAAAUAGGAGAAAAGAAGUACUGAAUACUGGCAGAAAUAUUUUCAAGUCAGACAUAGAAGAAAGUAAAUACUGCACAUAUUUUGAAGUCCAAAUUAAUUUUGAAGAAAUAGGUGUUCUGCCUUUUGGGAAAGAUAUAGCUUAUUCAUUGAAUGUCAAUUUUUCCUCAAGCCAUGAAAAAGUAUUAUAAAGAGGUCCACGUUUUAAUGGCUGUGUUUGAUUAGCAAUGGUAUUGCUAUCCUUGUCUAUCAUUCAACAAAGCAGAUAGCGCUAUCUAUUUCUCGCUUUGCUCUGUUGCCAGAUCGAGUUUUUAACAAUGUUUAAUAUAAUUGAUUAACCAGAUAGGUAUUUAAUCUCUUUGAUCUAAGAAUCUUUUAAUUUCAUAUUAAUUUAUAAAAAAAAACUCAACACUCGGCCUCUGCGCUCAGGUUUUCUUUACCUUGCAGGGUCCCUCCUUAUAUAAUAUAUAAUUCACUUAUUUUACUACCUACUGUAUAAUAUCUAACUGUUAUGUAUUUUAUACUUUGAGUUUCAAACUUUGUAACUAUCGUUAAGGAUAAAUAAAUUU